Rhodotorula graminis WP1 is the source of this 2157-nucleotide messenger RNA. Its product is annotated as glycoside hydrolase family 16 protein. Gene Ontology annotation, biological process: (1->6)-beta-D-glucan biosynthetic process; fungal-type cell wall organization. Bases 1 to 2094 code for a protein of 697 amino acids. NCBI's taxonomy places the organism in Eukaryota, Fungi, Basidiomycota, Microbotryomycetes, Sporidiobolales, Sporidiobolaceae. Gene Ontology annotation, cellular component: endoplasmic reticulum membrane; plasma membrane. The record is from RefSeq and is a predicted model, not a curated record. Gene Ontology annotation, molecular function: glucosidase activity. The transcript has 11 exons.
AUGCCCGACCACCCUCUGGCCGGCCCUCCACCAGGCGGUGCCUCAUCCGCCUGGACCCCGCCGUCGGGCCACCUCCGCCAGCGCUCCAUCACCACCUCGCGCAGCCGCGAGAACAGCAACACGACCAACCCGUUCGACGACGGCCACUACGCCGUGCCCUCGAGCCCUCGCGGCCUGCACUCGCCCUACGGCGCCGCCCUCUUGCGCGCCCAGACGAGCUCGGCCAGCCUCGCAGACGAGUACACGCACGCCAUGGGCAAGGAGCAGGCCAUGGCCAUGCGCGGCGACCGAGCAGAAUGGGUCCCGACACAGCAGUUCUUGCGCUCGUCCCAGUCGGUCCACAGCGCGUCGUCGCCGCCGUCGCUGCACGGCGCGACCCUCGGCGUCCCGAACGGCGCCUCGCCGUCGUCGAGCACGUCGUCCCUCGCGCGGUACAACCUCGGCGCCGACGAGUUCUCGCUGUACCACGACGACUCGGUCGAGGCCGACGACGACUUUCACGACCCGGGCCCCAAGCUCGAACGCGUCGGGCCCGACCACCGCCUCGUCGAGCCAAAGAACUCGCGCAGCGACGGCGUGUUCGGCAUCGGCUUCCUCGGCCUGCUCAACCUCGUCGCCAUCUUUGUCAUCGCGACCGCGCUCGUCGGCGUCUUUGCCGGGUGGCCCAUCUACAACUGGGCGACGAGCCUCACGCCCGAGCGCUUCGGCGCGGCCGGCAUCGGCGGCACCAACGGCUCGGGCCAGGUGCCCGACCUGCCCAACUUUCGCGGCCUCAUCGACCAGGACACGCCCGAGGCGGCCCUCAAGCGCACCAUGGCCGACGGCACCGAGAUGCAGCUCGUCUUCUCGGACGAGUUCAACCAGGACGGGCGCCUCUUCUACCCGGGCAUGGACCCCUACUGGGAGGCCGUCGACCUUUGGUACUGGCAGACGCAGGACGUCGAGUGGCACGACCCGGGCAACAUCUACACCGAGGGCGGCCGACUCGUCAUCGAGCUCACGAAGGAGGAGCUCGAGGACUCGCACAACAUGGGCUAUCUCGGCGGCAUGCUUCAGUCGUGGAACAAAUUCUGCUUCGUGGGAGGGUACAUCGAGGUCUCGGCUUCUCUUCCCGGCGACACGCACGUGACGGGCUUGUGGCCCGCAGCCUGGAUGAUGAGCAACCUCGGUCGCGCCGGCUACGGCGGCUCGCUCGACGGCACGUGGCCGUACGUGUACGACACGUGCGACGUCGGCACGCUCCCCAACCAGACGGACCCGGCGACGGGGCUGCCCGAGUUUGACCCGUCCGAGGGCGACCAGUACCACGACGACGACCUGAGCUGGCUCUCGGGCCAGCGCUUCUCGCGGUGCACGUGCCCCGAGGAGACGGACCACCCGGGCCCGCAGUACGCCAACGGCACGUGGAAGGGCCGCGGCGCCGCCGAGAUCGACAUCCUCGAGGCGACGGUCGAGCCUGCGACGGGCCUCGGGCACGUUUCGAUGAGUGCGCAAUGGGCUCCGUUCAACCCGGGUUACCGCGUCAUCAACUCGUCGCACGAGUACGUCGAGUACUUCACCGAGGACUGCCCGGGCAACACGUACCUCGGCGGCGCGACGCAGCAGGUCACGUCGGGCCUGUGCUUGACCGACUCGUCGACCUACAACUCGACCGACAACAUGCAGACGUACGGCGUCGCGUACACGCCGUCGGAGCAGGACGGGUGGGGCACUGGGUCCAUCACGUGGGAGCAGGGCGGCGAGAGGAUGUGGCGCCUGAGCGACAAGGCCAUGGGCCCGAACAAGGAGGCCCAGAUCGGGCAGCGACUCGUCACGGCCGAGCCCAUGUACAUCAUCUUCAACCUCGCCAUGUCGCCCAACUUUGGCGUCAUCGACUACAACAACCUCGACUUCCCGUCCAAGUUCCGCAUCGACUACGUGCGAGUGUACCAGCCGAGCGACCACAUUUCCGUCGGCUGCGACCCAAAGGAGAACCCGACGGUCGACUACAUCAACCGCAACCCGAAGCUGUACCAGGACCCGCUCGUCGUCACGUACGCCGACGCCGGCCGCGAGUUCCCCAAGAACCGUCUCAUCCAGACGUGCGACUCGUAGACCGAUAGACCCUUCUUGUUCCUUAUUCGCAACUCUCGCAAUGCACAGACCUCUCUCGUUGGA